Molecule: messenger RNA, 3777 nt
Organism: Carica papaya (papaya)
Lineage: Eukaryota; Viridiplantae; Streptophyta; Magnoliopsida; Brassicales; Caricaceae
Source: RefSeq, a predicted model, not a curated record
AGGGAACUCUCAUUUUUAGCCACCACAGAUUUACAUUCCUAUUUUUUCUCAAUUCUUGACUGCCAAAAACAGCGGCAAAAGGACAGGAUAUUGGGGACAACACUAUAUUAUCCACUUUACUUUUGAAGCUGAAAACAACAAUCAUUAUUCACUUUCUCACUUUCCAUAAAGUUUUUGCUUUCCCUACAAUUUCAUCUACUUAAAUCUUCAGCUGCAUAAAAACUACAGCAGGCAGCUUCUCCAUCAAAUCGUUCCUUUCUUCAACUAGACAAGGAUUGAGAGAGUAUUCUUUAAAGUUGUUUUGAUUCUCUGCCUUCAUUAGCAAAACUUCCUUGCUUCUGAAUAGAGUUUCAGAUUUCUUGUGGGAGGCUACUUUCUCUCAUUCCUUCACACAACCAACAAGCAACAAUGAAAAGGAGCAUGAACCUGGUAGUAGAAGUGGUGGAUGCUCAUGAUCUUAUGCCAAAAGAUGGUGAAGGUUCAGCCAAUCCAUUUGAAGAAGUAGAUUUUCAAAACCAGCUAAGCAAAACCAUAACAAUCUCAAAGAAUCUCAACCCUGUAUGGAACCAGAAACUUCUCUUUGACAUUGAAGAAACCAAAUUCCACAAUCACCUCUUCAUUCAAGUCUCUGUUUACCACGAAAGGAGGCCUGUUCCCGGCAGGAAUUUCCUUGGUGAAGUAAGAAUUCCUUUCUCAAAUCUUGUCAAGAAAGGUGAGGAAGUUUAUCAGCAAUUCCAGUUGGAAAAGAACUGGUUCUUCUCAUCUGUCAAAGGUGAGAUUGGCCUUAAAUAUAUAUCUCCCAAGAAUCAGAAACAAGUCUCUUUCUCCUCCCUUCCAUCGCAACCAACUUCUCUUCUUUCUCUUGAUCCUCCUCUUAUCUUGAUUACGAAGUCCCCAGAUUCACCUAACACUAAUCCUAUCUGUACAAAAUUAUCUUCUCUCUCCCAAGCAGAUGAUUGUGUCGAAACUGCCAAAGCUAUCACUUCAGCACCAGAAAAGAAAAUUUCUUCUGCAGCUGUGAACAAAAGAUAUACAUCUCCUGUUACAGCAGUUGAAUCCGGGAGUGGCAUUCCAGAAAAAAAGUUGAAGGAGGACAUCAAGGAACUUGUUGAAGGAAGUAAAGAGACUACUCAACACAUACACAAACACAAAGUUGUUGUGCAGCCUGGAAUUAUAUUUGAGAAACGAGCAGAAAGUCCCGCUAACAUGCACUCUGUUGGUCCACAAGUUCAUCCACAUGAUCGGGAGGACUACAACCUGAAGGACACAAGUCCUGAGCUUGGGGAGAGGUGGCCAAAUGGGGGAACAUAUGGUGGGAGAGGAUGGAUAAGUGGUGGGGACAGAUUCACAACCACUUAUGACCUAGUACAGCAGAUGUUCUACUUGUACGUUCGUGUUGUGAAAGCUAAGGAUCUUCCUCCCAGUACCAUUACUGGAAGUUGUGAUCCUUAUGUGGAAGUGAAGAUGGGGAACUAUAAGGGAAGAACCAGGCAUUUUGAGAAGAAGUUGAAUCCUGAAUGGAACCAGGUCUUUGCUUUCUCUAAAGAUCGGAUCCAAUCUUCAAUUCUGGAGGUUUUUGUGAAGGACAAAGACAUGUUGGGCAGAGAUGAUUAUCUUGGUAGGGUGGGUUUUGAUUUGAAUGAGAUUCCAACCAGAGUUCCUCCAGACAGUCCACUUGCUCCUCAAUGGUAUAGACUUGAAGACCGCCGUGGACAAGGGAAGGUGAGAGGAGACAUUAUGCUUGCAGUCUGGAUGGGAACACAGGCUGAUGAAUCAUUUCCAGAGGCAUGGCAUUCUGAUUCUGCCUCAGUAUUGUCUGAAGAAGGAGUCCUCAGCAUCAGAUCAAAGGUCUAUGUAUCUCCAAAAUUGUGGUACUUAAGGGUGAACGUAAUUGAAGCUCAAGAUGUUCUGCCUAACGACAGAAACCGCCUUCCCGAACUGUUUGUGAAAGCUCAGGUGGGGAAUCAAGUGCUCAAGACCAGAAUUUGCACAACUCGCACUACUAAUCCACUAUGGAACGAAGAUCUAGUUUUUGUAGCAGCCGAGCCUUUUGAGGACCACCUAUUUAUAACUGUUGAGGACAAGGUUCACACUUCCAAAGACGAAGUUUUGGGGAAGAUCAACCUCCCACUUGAUGUAUUUGAGAAGCGGCUAGAUCACCGACCAGUUCAUUCCCGCUGGUUCAAUCUGGAGAAAUUUGGUUUUGGCAUCCUGGAGGCUGACAGAAGGAGUGAGCUCAAGUUCUCAAGCAGAAUCCACCUAAGAGUCUGUCUUGAGGGUGGUUAUCAUGUUCUUGAUGAAUCCACAAUGUAUAUCAGUGAUCAAAAGCCUACAGCCAGGCAGCUCUGGAAGCAACCUGUUGGAAUCCUAGAAGUGGGCAUUCUGGGUGCACAAGGACUUCUUCCAAUGAAAAUGAAAGACAGACGAGGAAGCACAGACGCUUACUGUGUCGCAAAAUAUGGCCAGAAAUGGGUUCGAACCAGGACUAUCAUUGACACUUACAAUCCCAAAUGGAACGAGCAGUAUACAUGGGAAGUUUAUGAUCCUUGCACAGUGAUCACGCUUGGAGUUUUUGACAACUGCCAUCUGGGCGUCGAAGAGAAACAGAAUGGCAGUAGCAGCAGCAGAGCAGCAAGAGAUUCACGAAUCGGGAAGGUAAGAAUCAGGCUGUCAACGCUGGAAGCUCAUCGAAUUUACACACAUUCAUAUCCACUUCUUGUUCUGCAACCACAUGGAGUGAAGAAAAUGGGGGAACUUCAGUUAGCAGUUAGAUUCACUACCCUUUCUUUAGCCAACAUGAUCUAUGUUUAUGGUCGCCCUAUUCUACCAAAAAUGCAUUACAUACAUCCCUUCACAGUCAACCAGGUAGAUACUCUGAGGUACCAGGCUAUGAACAUUGUAGCUGUGAGGCUUGGCAGAGCCGAACCUCCUCUCAGAAAAGAGGUAGUGGAAUACAUGUUAGAUGUGGAUUCCCAUAUGUGGAGCAUGAGAAGAAGCAAAGCAAAUUUCUUCCGUAUCAUGUCGCUUUUCUCUGGAAUGAUCUCCAUGGGACGUUGGUUAGGUGAUGUCUGCAACUGGAGGAACCCUAUCACGUCUGUUCUGGUUCACAUUCUGUUUCUGAUAUUGAUUUGGUACCCAGAACUGAUCCUCCCAACUCUGUUUCUCUACAUGUUCUUAAUUGGCUUAUGGAACUACAGGCUUAGGCCAAGGCACCCUCCCCAUAUGGAUACCAAACUUUCCUGGGCAGAAGCAGUGAACCCCGAUGAGCUUGACGAAGAAUUUGACACAUUCCCAACAUCUAGACCAAAUGACAUAGUUCGAAUGCGGUACGACAGACUAAGAGGUAUUGCUGGACGGAUACAGACAGUGGUCGGUGAUAUAGCCACUCAAGGUGAGAGGAUCCAGUCUCUACUCGGCUGGAGAGAUCCUAGAGCAACCAGUCUGUUCGUAGUGUUUUGUCUUUGUGCAGCUGUUGUGCUAUAUGCUACACCAUUCAGGGCAGUAGCUCUCGUAGCUGGUCUGUAUUAUCUGAGACAUCCUCGGUUCAGAAGCAAACUACCAUCUGUGCCCAGCAAUUUCUUCAAGAGAUUGUCAGCAAGAACCGACAGCUUAUUGUGAUUAUAGACUUCAGAAUUUGCAACGCAAUCUAGUUUCAACUGACUUAUUGUCUAAGAAUCUAAUUUCCCUUUAUAAGAUGUUUUCUAUUUCUUCCAUGUUCCAGUAAUUUUACCAUAUGAAUAACUGUAGCAUGUAACCACCAUAGACCUUCCAAACCUU